Molecule: messenger RNA, 2964 nt
Organism: Rodentolepis nana
Lineage: Eukaryota; Metazoa; Platyhelminthes; Cestoda; Cyclophyllidea; Hymenolepididae
Source: the annotation of a GenBank genome assembly
AUGUCCACAGUACCCCCAGUGCCCCAGUGGACUCACGAUUUAACUAAAAUGAGUCAAAAUGAUUUCCAAUCGAUCUGUAAACUUGCAAUGUCUCAUCCUGAAACUACUACAAACAAGACUCCAUCCACAGAAAUGACGGAACCUAAACCAUGUUUCUUGAAAUCUCCUACAGGAAUGAAGACAGAAGACAACCAGACUGCUAUGGCAUGUUCUCCGUGGUCGAACGCAAAGACUAUUGGACGAUUCGUGCAUUUCCUUCGCUGUUCGACAUGUGGUCUGGAGUCCAUUAACAAAACAAGGUUUGAUAGCCACCUUCCCUGCAGUAAUGAAUCUGCUGGCAGUGCCGACCAGAAAAACUACCUUCUCCAUACCUGCUCUGUUUGUUUUGCAUGUUCUACCUCCCAGAGUCUCAUGGAUGAGCAUAUUGAUCUCUUCCACAAAGGAUCUCAGGUUGAACUCAUCAAAACUCAGGAGUUGCUAAAACCAGCCAGUAUGAAUCCAACUACUACUGCUGCCUCGAAUACUCCCAGUACCCUAUCUCCAACUUCUGUGGCAACGAAUACCUCCAAUUCUAGCCCGCCCUUUAGAGGACCUGUCCCAAGUAAGAAGAGCGAAGAUAAUGGAUGCCUCGAUUUGAGUACGAGUACAGUUGCCACAAGUACUGCCUCUAUCACAACUGUUACUCCAACGUCAACAUCUUUUACACCUUCUAUUACCGAGGAACAGACUAAAAAUGGAGUUGAAACUCUACGGAAGUGUCAUAUUUGCAGUGCAGAGCUGAGUGGAAAUAUUGAGGAGUUGGCACGCCACCUUGCCUUUGUGCAUUUAAUCCCUAUGCCUCUGAUGAUUGGACAAUUAGCCGCGGUGGCAGCUGGGAUGAAAGAUGGACAGAACAAACCUCCCUCAAGUAGCUCCACCCCUCAGAAUCUUCCACCUGUUUCACCUUUGCCUACCUUGGGAGCUCCGGGCCUACUGUCACUUCAUGAAAAUAUUCCACGUUGUGGAUGGGACCUAUCAAGUCUUCUAGUUAUGUCAAAUUCCCUCGGACAGAAUUCCCCAAAUGAACGAUUGUCUCAUUUGCCUUUACCCUUCGGCCAACUUGAGGGUUUACCUCAACAAAAUCCCCCACCACCUUUUCCUCUCGGUUCCAAGAAUCUCUUCGGUCUUAACUUUGAUCUCCCACCUCUACCGCUGCUUGAACAGAAUGGAGACAGCACUCAACGUAACCCACCAACAACUGAGCCAGAUUUCAAACGAGCUCGUGUGGAGGCUCCAUUAAGCAUGGAAGGCAACCCCUUCUUCCCUCGAUUUCAAGCAAACUCUACAGGAGGAGGAGGAGGAUUGCAAACCCCCUCGAGUCUUUGUACACAAAGUAGCCAGCAACCAUCGCCACUUCUUCCUGGUUUUCUACCCAGAAUGGGUUUCCCAUCUACGCCCACUGGAGCCCAGCAGUUACACCAGCCACUAUCGAAAGCGUCUAGUCUCAAGGGGCCCUCUGAAAGUCGAUCUCGCCAGGGCGAUGAGAGCUCAAGCAGUGGAGCUAACUCUGGAGCACCCCCUGGUAUUGUCCACAACACGUUGAGGAAAACUAAAUCAGAUAUGAAAGUCAUUCAUAGAUACUUGGUACAGGUAAAAAAUGAUACUCGUGAAAUUCACGAAAUUCCGCCGCAGGAUUUGUGCAAUUAUAUUCAGGAUUUCAUCGUAACUGCUAAGAAAAAGGACGGACAUGAAUAUGAACCGGAAUCUCUCAAAGCUUUCGUCCAUUCUCUUGAACGACAUUUAAAGUAUCACAAUUACCCCCACUCGGUGCUUAAGGAUCCCGAAUUUGCACCUGCUAGACUGGUACUUAGCCAACGAUUGAAUGAAUUGAGGGCACUUAGCCAGGCUAACGGCAGUGCAAACGCACACAGAAGUCAAAUGGAAGGAGGAAAGUGCAGUGAUUUUGGAUUCCCCGAGUCUCAUGACGGCAACAAGAUUGUUAAUUUCAAUGUGCUAUUGCAAACUGGUCUCCUUGGCCCCUCCAACCCACAAGCACUGCUAAAUAGUAUUUGGCUAAUUGUACGAACCCAGUUUAAUGUGGUUGGAACUCAGAAGCAUCGAACGCUAACUUGGGGUCAAUUCCAGUGUGUCACCAAUGGAAACGCUCAGGAUCUCCUGAGAUUUACUUCACGGUCGGGUUCACAAGAAGUUAAAUUCUGUCAUGGGCAUGGUGGACCGAUGGGAGUUCGAGUAUUUGAUGGUUAUGAAGGCAGUAGUAGCAAUGGUAACUCCAAAAGACAGACACUCCCAUUCGACUGCGUGGAAAUAUUCAAUUUCUUCGCUCGUCUUCGUCCGGCGGAAUGCCGAGGUCCAGAUGAACCUUUGUACCUCUGUCCAGACCCCUCAUGGGAACGUGGAGGACCGUGGUUUAAACCAAUAUUGGCUGGAGCUCAACUUCUUUCCAGAAUUCCCCGUCUUUUAGGAAUGAAACCCCCACGUGAUCAAAUGCCCCCAACUCAGCUACCCUCACAACUGCCGGUCCCCGAUGGACCGAUGAAUUCUCUCAUCCCUAAUCCCCACAAUAUGCAAUCAUUCUCCCAGCUACGAGAUAAUCUCCUUGCAACAAUGAAUUCCCUCAUGACCGAUAAACUCGGAAGGUCUGAAGGGUCAGGACAGCCCUUGUUUCCACCCUCAUUUCUGAAUUCUCAAAGCGGCUUAGCUCCUGAAAAUUUGAGUCUUUUAGCGGCUGGUGGAAUGGGUCAGUUCUCUCAAUCAUCAAUGGAAGAGAUCGGGAAACUCCUUUCUGGUGGUGAUCAGGAGUCGAAACCCGCUCAUCCAACUUGGAAUGGUAGUCCUAUUGAAUCAUCUAUUGAUGGUUCUGGAGACGAAACCUACAUCUCCUCGCCCAAGAGUCUCCCUUCUCAGACUAUAGUCAACAAUGCUUCUGCAAUUCUCCCUGAACGUAAGCCUACCCUGACUCCUUGA